GUCAUGCCUGAUUGACAUUUUCGACGCUCGGCAGAGGACGUCAAAACAGAGCGACAGUUAGCUAUGUGGCUAGCUAGAGCAUGUAUUUGAUUCAAAUAUGGAAAAAAAGAGGUUUAAUAUCAACCUGGACGACUCUGCCUUCACAAAAGAAAGAACCCCGGUGAAACCCCUGUUCCAGCCCUCCUCUAAGGCAGGCCAGAGUGCAGCAGCAUCAUCAUCAUCAACCACCUCUGAGACCACAGCUCAGCCUGCACCCCCGUCUGCUGGCCAACCACUAUCCUACGCAGAGUUCAUUGUCCAGAGCAAAGGCCAUGCACCUCCGAGAGUCCCCUCAGCUCCACAGAGAGUGGGGGUGUCCAGGGUGGCUGCAGGGACUGGGACCGGGAUAGAUACAGAGACUGGUAGUUUGAAGCAGGGUCUCAGUCAAGGAGCACAAGGUGGGCCUGAUGUGCUGUCGUCGUCGUCCUCUGUGGGGUGUGAGAGGCCUCAGGACCAGGCCCAGGGGACAAAGGAUCUGGGUUCUGGUGGACCACCAGGGGUUACAGAGGGAGAGGGGCAGAGGGCUGGGACUGAGCAGAAGCAGGGGGAGGGUCAAGGGUCAGAGGGCAGCAACAUCCUAGGUCAUCCUAAACCAGUGGGGUCUGGUAAUAGUAUCAUAGUCAGCCCCAGACAGAGAGGAAACCCCAUUCUGAAGUUUGUGAGGAGUGUGCCUUGGGAGUUUGGAGAAGUGGUCCCUGACUAUGUCCUUGGACAGACAACCUGCGCUCUCUUCCUCAGGUCUCUGUGUGUGUACAAUACAUGCUUUAUGGAGUUUUUACCGUGUGUGUGUGAUGUGGCCUUUUCUGUUCCACUGAAAGCUGUUAAACAUGCUCACCUCUCACCUGGUUAUCUGGACCCCUUGGCCUCGUGCUGGAUACCGCAUCAUGGGCCUGGCCUGCCACUCUCACUGCCCUGGAGUACCCUCAACCCUGGCCGGGAGGUGUACCCUCUCACCCUGCCUCGGAGUGACCCUCUCACCCCUGGCCCGGAGGUGCCUCUCACCCCUGGCCCGGAGGUGCCCUCUCACCCCUGCCCGGAGGUGACCUCUCACCCUGGCCCGGAGGCUGACCCUCUCACCCCUGCCGACGUACCCUCUCACCCCUGGCCCGGACGGUACCUCACCCCUACCCUCUACCCCUGCCCGGAGGUGGCCCUCUCACCCCUGCCCGGAGGUGCCCUCUCACCCCGGCCGGAGUUACUCCCUGGCCCGUGGCUUCUCACCCCUGGCCCGGAGGGUGCGGCUCUCUCUCACCCCUGGCCCGAGAGAUUUAAGUUGGAACUUAUUUUUCUUAACAGUCCAGAGGAGGCGGGGCGUUACCUAGAGACGUACAAGUCCUAUGAGAAGAAACCAGCUGAUCUGCUGAAGGAACAUGUGGAGAAAGACUACCUGUCGAAGGUGACGGACUGUCUGACCACUGUGAAGUCUGUCAACAAGACUGACUCCAUCACUCUGCUGUCAACCUUCUCUUCCUUAGAGGGGAUCAUCAAUGCAGCUAAGGAGGACCUGGUUCUCUGUCCUGGACUGGGACCACAGAAGGUGAGCAGGAAGGAAUGUGUUUGA
Molecule: messenger RNA, 1600 nt
Organism: Salvelinus sp. IW2-2015
Lineage: Eukaryota; Metazoa; Chordata; Actinopteri; Salmoniformes; Salmonidae
Source: RefSeq, a predicted model, not a curated record